AUGGCAAGUAAAUGGUACUUCACCCAAGAAGAAUUGAGUAAAUCGCCAAGUGCUAAAGUGGGAAUCAGUGCAAGUCAAGAACAAGAUUAUAAGCGGCAGGCUGCAUUUCUGAUCAGUGACAUGGGGCAACGGCUGAAAGUUUCUCAGUCGUGCAUCAAUAAAGCGACUGUCUACAUGCAUAGGUUUUAUGCAUACCACCCGCAAUCUGAAUUUAAAAAGUGUUCGGUUGCGUGUGCCGUUUUGUUCCUGGCUGCAAAAAUUAAGGGAACAGCUGUAAGCCCUGAGAUGGUGAUCAAAACUAUGCGUCUGUGCUUGAAUAAAAAUUUGAGGCAGGUUGAUAUUUAUUCGGAAGACUUCAGGAAAAAAGUUAGUAAAUUAAUUACCGACGAAUUAAUUUUACAAGCGACUCUGGGGCCCGUGACCGAAAUUGAAACUCCUCAUAGAUAUGUGUUCGCGUUCUGCCAGAAGUUGAACGUGAGCAAGGAAUUUUUACGCCUUGCUGACAAGAUAGCGACGCAUUGUCUUCAAUUAACAUCAAUGUGUUUGAGGUUCACACCUAAAGACAUUGCUGUUUUUUGUGUUCAUCUGACGAAUAAGUGGUCCCAUUUCAAAAUCCAGAACACCGUCGACGGACGACCUUGGCUCCAGCGCUUGAAUUCCAAGGUCAAUGAUGUACUUUUGUGGAAAAUGGACAAAGAGUUCAAAAGUUGCUUGGACAUGUGUUCUUCACGGAUUCAAACUCAUGUCAUAAGUGCUUUUGUAACAAAUUCUGUUUCUCCUGCGUCGGAUCGAGAUAAAACGCCUGAAGAUCAAAAAUCAGUUCAGCGGACAAAAAUUAGUUUGAAGGACUAUCUAGCUAGGAAAAAGAAGAUUGGAAAUAGUAGUGAUAGUAAUAAUAAUCCUAUGCCAAAAGCAGAUAAAACUAUAACACUUGUAAAAAAUUCAUCACUUGAAACUAGUGACAUAGUCAGUGAAAAAAGUCGUAAACGAAAAAAUAGUUCAGAUUUAAAAGAUAUAUCGACACCUGCUAAAAAGUUCAAGCCAAGUUAG
Cotesia glomerata is the source of this 1050-nucleotide messenger RNA. Its product is annotated as cyclin-T1-like. The transcript has 2 exons. Gene Ontology annotation, molecular function: cyclin-dependent protein serine/threonine kinase activator activity. The record is from RefSeq and is a predicted model, not a curated record. Gene Ontology annotation, biological process: regulation of transcription by RNA polymerase II; positive regulation of DNA-templated transcription, elongation. Bases 1 to 1050 code for a protein of 349 amino acids. Gene Ontology annotation, cellular component: cyclin/CDK positive transcription elongation factor complex; nucleus. NCBI's taxonomy places the organism in Eukaryota, Metazoa, Arthropoda, Insecta, Hymenoptera, Braconidae.